GAAGUAAACUAAUAAAUCCUUGAAGCUGAGCCGAGUCGAGGCCGAGUUCGCGCGAAAUACGAAAAAACCGGGUGGGAGAAGAGGCCAAGCCACACUCGUCUCAUUCACUGUCACUCACUCAGUCUCAAAAUUCAAUUGUGGUGUGUGUUCCUUCCAUAUUUCCAUUCCAACCCCAUCCAUCUUUUCAUAACCCCAAAUUACCCUUCUUUCUUACUCUCCCUCUUAGGUUAUCGUCUUCUUCUCCUUACCAUCGUUCAAUCUCAUUUCUUCCGACAAAUUUCUCAAUUCGAAUUUUCCUCUGAAUAUUCAAACAUUCUUCUUUCAUUCUCACCACCGCCCAUAAUUUCACUGUUCUCUGGUUAGCUGUUCGUGGUGGAUUACAUGCAGAGGAAAUAUUUAAAUUUGGUGCUUGUUAGGUUGCUUGCAGAUGAAAGCUGUUCAGUAACAGUGAACAGCCUGGUGUUCUGCUUCAUACUUGUGUAGUGUCCUGCUCAGUAAUAUUCAACCUUAUAUGCUAAUGGCUUCUGAUCAAAGACGAAAGCGAUUAAAUGGUGCAAGCAUGGUUGGUUAUGGUUCUCUAGAGCAAUGUAGGACUAAAAGAAAGAAUUUUGGACCACCAGUGCAAAGUGAUUUAACCAUGAAAUCUCACAUUUCUGUUGAAUGGGAUUCUAAUCACCAAAGGGUUGUUGCCAAGCGGGAACAGAUUGGUAUCAGUUGGAGACAAAUGAAACCAUUUGCCAGAUUUGAUCACAAUGGACAUGAAGUCUUGGCAGAUGUGCUUGCCAUACCUGGAGAGAUUUUUGACCUGGAUAGUUUAAGUGGAGUGCUUUCCAAUGAGGUUUGGAACACACACCUUUUGGACAAUGAGAGAGAUUUUCUCAAGCAGUUUCUUCCUGGUGACUUAGAGCCACAUCAAGUUGUCCAAGAAUUACUUUCUGGAGAUGACCUUCACUUUGGAAACCCUUUCUUGAAAUGGGGUGCCUCACUUUGUUCAGGUGAGCUUCAUCCAGAUAUGAUUGUUUACCAAGAGCAACAUCUAAAGUCUGAUAAGAGAGCAUACUUCUCGCAAUUACGGAAUUAUCAUAAGGAUAUGAUUGGAUUUCUAAUAAAGUUGAAGGAGAGGUGGGAGAGCUGCAAAGAUCCAGAAAAGGAUAUUCUACCAAACACUCUGAGGUCAAAAAAUGUCAUAGAGAAAAGAAAACUUUCAAACUUGAAUGAAUUUAGAGAUGAUGAUCAUGAUGGGAAUAUUACAGUGACAUCUGAUUCAUAUUCCUGGGGUGCAGAGGAGAAAGCAUACGGUGACAGCCAAAUUUCCUCAAAGGGACAGGGCGAUGAACUUCAAAAAAGAAUGAUGUUUGACAGGGUGCUUGGCAAAGACUUCAAUAAAGGUAAUCCAAGAAAUAUGAUGGCUUCUUCAGAUUUUAUGAUUAACGUGGGAGGAAGACCCAAUAAAGGAGGCAAACUACCGAAGGAGAACAUUCAUGCCAGUGAUGGUGACAAAUAUAUGUCAUAUAUCAAGAUUAGCAAGAAGCAGCACGAACUUGUUAAGGGUUUGAAGCUAUCAUGUAAAAGUAUCCCGGCUAGCACUCUUAACUGUGUUUUGGGUGACCUUGAUAACUUUAAUGCACAACCGUACGGUUUAUUUAUCAAAGAAGAACAGAAGAACUUGCAUGAGCAUUGGUUGCAGUUGGUGAAGAAACACCUCCCUGCAUCAUAUGCAAGCUGGACAGAGAGACUGAUAGAGAAACGUGCAAUGAGAAAUUCUUUGUUGCUUGAGAUGAAAAAUAAGCCAAACGUACUGGUAGAGGAUGAAGAUAUUUUGAGCACAGGAGUCCAGGCUCAGGACAAGGAGGAUGGUGGUUUUAAUAAGCAGUCUAGCUUGGAAGAUAAAGAAGAUUCUAUUGUCAGUAUUCCAGAAAACCCGUCCCUCCAUAAUUCUUAUCACAGCGGCGAUGACGAGCUCCACCAUUUGCAUAUAGAUUCGAAAAACGAUAUUUUAUCAAAAGGAGAUGAUGCUUUACAUAACAAAACUGGACUUUUAAGUAUUAUGAAUAGUCAGAAUGAUCCUAUCGAUAAAGUAGCUUCUUUCUCGUCUGAUGAAGAUUCUAUUGCUAGAUUCCAAGAGAGCUUGUCUCUCCAUAAUUCUUAUCACAUCAGUGACAAAGAGCUCCGUCGCUUGCAUAUAGAUUUGGAACGAAGUAUUUUAUCAAAAGGAGAUGAUGCUUCGCAGAACAAAGCUGGGCAUUCAAGGAUUACGCACUUUCAGAAAGAUCCCAUUGGUGAAGAAGCUUCAUUGUCAUAUAAUGAAGAUUCUAUUUCUAGAUUCCCAGAGAAUACGUCCGUCAAUAAAUCUUAUAGUAGUGGUGAUGAGGAGCUUCACAGCUUACAUAUAGAUUUGGAAAAAAAUAUUUUAUCAAAAGUAGAUGAUGCUUCACAGAACAAAACUGAACAUUCCAGGAUUAUGCACUCUCAGGAUGAUCCCAUGGGCGAAGGAGCUCCUUUCUCGUAUAAUGAAGAUUAUGUUGCUAGAUUCCCAGAGAAUUUGUCUGUCAGUAAAUCUUAUCACAGCGGUGAUGAGGAGCUCCACCGCUUGCAUAUAGAUUUGGAAAAAAAUAUUUUAUCCAAAGUGGAUGUUUCACAGAACAAAUCUGAGCAUUCAAGGAUUAUGAACUCUCGGGAUGAUUCCAUUGGUGAAGGAUCGUCUAAUGGUCAUGCCUGGCAAGCAGUUGAAAUGCCACACUCUUACUAUGAUUUAGCUGCUACCCACAACUACUCUGCUGGUGGGUUAUCUCUGGUAAAUUCACAAAUGAACAAAGAUAAACAAAUUCAAAUGAUUGGGCCAGAAUCUAAUUUUCAUCAAGACACUGGUAAGGAGUUGUUACACAGGCAGUCAGCUGAUGGUUCCUUCAGUUCUUACCAAAGCCCGGAUCAAGUUGGCUUGAUUCAGUCUCUCAUCAAGGAUAAAGGGGUUAACUCCUAUCAUCAUGAACAGAAAAGAGCCGGGUUGAUUUUCCAGCCUUCAAAUGAUGUUCCGAUGGUUGAUGGCCAAUUUUCUAGUCAUUUUAAGGAGUCCUUGCAAACAUCUCUGACAUUGGAUCAAGAUCAGAGGCAAGCUGGUAACUUUUAUGUCCCAGAAAAUGUAUCAGGUAAUAUUUAUUCUGAUGCAGGAAGAUACUCAAUCCCCAGGCAAGAUCCAUUAUCUCCAGGAAAUAUAUCUGAUUGGGCUGUUAGUGCCCCUCGCAUGGUGGCACCCUCUCAACCUCAUGUAAAUACUGGAGAUUUCAUUGGUCAGCCUUGGUUUUCUUCUGAUCCUCAAGUUCAGGGUGCCUGGAAUGGAUCUAGCAUUGGGAGUCUAUCUAGUCAGAGUCUUGGCACUGGAGGGAACUCCGAUCAAAGCUUAUUUAGUUUUCUAUCUCAGUGUAAUCAAUUACGUUCGAGUAGCCCUUAUGAGUCAAUCAGACACACUGACCAGUUCCUUUCGCCCAGAACCUAUGGAGCAGUAGAUGCAAGUACACAUAGGAUCAAUGCUGUUGUACCACCAUCUUCUCAUCCACUAGAUUAUUUGAGUGGACGUGAUGCACCUGGUGCUCUGGUGCCUGAUGAUAUGACAUGGACGAACUUGCCUUCUCAGAAUCAUGUUUUAAAUGAUCAAGUGGCAAAAGCAUACUUGAGGUCAUGGAACCGGUAAAAUAUGUUUUUAUCUAGUUUAGCAUAGUUAGUUUUUGUGACUGGAGCAAGAUCCACAGAAGGGUUACAUAUCCUGAGAUGAGAUAGGUUUAUGUAAAUAACUAUACCAUGAUCACAAGUCAGCACCAUGUACAUAUCUAGAUGUUAGAUGUGCUGGAAAGAGAAAGCAGGGGUAAGCAAGCUUAAAUUUCAGGCUGAUAGGGAAGUUAGAUAUUUCGUUCUUAGUUUUGAAUUAUUUUUUAAUGUUUCUAGAGAGAUUCUUUAAUAAUCUUGAAAGGUAUCAAAUGCUGAAAGCAAGUGCCUCUUUUUGAGUUAUAUUUUUGUUCUUUUUCAUGAUUUGUUUAUAUUGAAACAAAUGGUCUUACUCAGGUAUGAACAUAUUCUAAUUUAUUUAUAACCUUUUCAGAACA
Lathyrus oleraceus (garden pea) is the source of this 4097-nucleotide messenger RNA. RefSeq lists its product as uncharacterized. The record is from RefSeq and is a predicted model, not a curated record. The coding region runs from base 512 to 3688 and encodes 1058 amino acids. Gene Ontology annotation, cellular component: Ino80 complex. NCBI's taxonomy places the organism in Eukaryota, Viridiplantae, Streptophyta, Magnoliopsida, Fabales, Fabaceae. The transcript has 11 exons.